This is a messenger RNA of Apaloderma vittatum (bar-tailed trogon), 1517 nucleotides long. It is a transcript of the gene BACE2, whose product is annotated as beta-site APP-cleaving enzyme 2. Gene Ontology annotation, molecular function: aspartic-type endopeptidase activity. Gene Ontology annotation, biological process: membrane protein ectodomain proteolysis; amyloid-beta metabolic process. Lineage: Eukaryota; Metazoa; Chordata; Aves; Trogoniformes; Trogonidae. The transcript has 8 exons. The annotation marks the transcript as partial. The record is from RefSeq and is a predicted model, not a curated record. Gene Ontology annotation, cellular component: membrane; trans-Golgi network; endosome.
UUAAAUAUUCUGGUUGACACUGGGAGCAGCAAUUUUGCUGUAGCAGGUGUGCCUGAUCCUGAUGUCACCUCCUACUUCAAUCCUGAGCUGUCAAGUACAUACAAGUCUCAAGGGAUUGAUGUCACAGUUAAGUACAGUCAAGGAAGCUGGACUGGAGUGCUGGGUACAGAUGUCAUUACUAUCCCAAAAGGAAUCUAUGGCAGCUACACCAUCAACAUUGCUACCAUUCUUGAAUCGGAGAAUUUCUUCUUGCCAGGAGUUAAAUGGCAUGGGAUUCUUGGUCUUGCCUACAAUGCCUUAGCCAAGCCUUCAAGUUCUGUGGAGACCUUCUUUGAUUCUCUUGUGCAGCAGGCGAAGAUCCCCAACAUUUUCUCUUUGCAGAUGUGUGGUGCUGGACUGCCUGUUUCUGGAACUGGUACCAACGGAGGUAGUCUUGUUCUGGGUGGAAUUGAACCAAGUCUGUACAAGGGUGAUAUUUGGUACACACCGAUCAAAGAGGAGUGGUAUUACCAGGUUGAAAUUCUGAAACUGGAGGUUGGAGGACAGAACCUUGAAUUGGACUGCAGAGAGUAUAAUGCUGAUAAAGCAAUAGUAGACAGUGGAACCACGCUCCUUCGUCUGCCCCAAAAAGUCUUCAGUGCUGUUGUGCAAGCAAUAGCUCGCACGUCCCUGAUACAAGAAUUCUCUUCUGGUUUCUGGACUGGUUCACAGCUUGCAUGCUGGGAUAAAACUGAAAGACCCUGGUCCUUAUUUCCCAAACUUUCCAUUUACCUGAGGGAUGAAAACUCCAGUAGGUCGUUUCGGAUCUCUGUCCUACCACAGCUUUAUAUUCAACCCAUCCUUGGAAUAGGAGAGAAUUUACAGUGCUACCGAUUCGGCAUCUCUUCCUCUGCAAAUGCGCUAGUUAUUGGUGCUACAGUCAUGGAAGGCUUCUAUGUAAUAUUUGACAGAGCCCAGAGGAGAGUGGGCUUUGCAGUGAGUCCGUGUGCAGAAGUUGAUGGCUCUCCAGUAUCUGAGAUUGAAGGCCCUUUCACAACAGCAGAUGUUGCAAGCAACUGUGUUUCUAGCAUUUCUUUCCACGAACCAGUGUUGUGGAUUGCCUCCUAUGCUCUCAUGAGCCUGUGUGGAAUUAUCCUCCUUGUACUGAUCAUUCUGCUGCUUAUUCCACCACGGUGUCAGCAUCGCUACACUGACAAUGAUGUGGUCAAUGAUGAAUCCUCCUUAGUGCGUCAUCGAUGGAAAUGAGAAACUUGAUCAUGAAACCUGGGACUUAAACAGGAUGAAGAACAAAGUACUUUGCAAGGGGAAGAAGCCAAUGCCUCAGUCCUUUCUAUGUUCAUUACAAAUUGCUGUUGAAAUCCUGCCAAAUAUCCUGCAUCGUAACUUUUUAAGCUUUAUUUUCUAACACUGAUUCUGAACCAAAGCACUGUUAACCACCUCUUAAGUGCUACGGUACUGGUUUUGCUACUGCAGUGCAAUGAGCCUUUAUGCUCUCAACAGUACCUUCUUUUUAAAAA